UUUCUCUCUCUAAAUUCGAUUGGCAUAUCUACGCAUAUAUAGCGACCCUGAUCGAUAUACUGUAUUGAAUUGUAGGAAAGAAAGAGAAAAUUGUGAAAGUUGUCGUUGCAUGACGAGCGCAUCGGAGCUAUUCUACAACAGGAGGUCUCGUUUGGGUCGAAUCACCAACCCAAUCGACCUAGGCGGAGGUUUUGUUUCCUCUAUCGGUCGAAUUUCUCACCACAACCCCAACAAUCGUCGCAUCGAUUCUCGUCGUGAUCGACACAACGUGGACGGCUCUGAUCAUCUCCGGCCGUCUCCUAAUCUCAGACAUCACUCUCAUCGCACCCCUCCUUUUCAUAUCCAGGAGCAUCACCCAGUUCGUCUCGAUCAAGUUAGCAGCCAAUCUGCUUCAGGCAACACUUUCACCUCAGAAAAUAUUGGUGGCAUACAUGCGAGACAGAGGUAUAGUGGGAAUGACAGGCUUCCUGGAGCUGUGAUACUUGCGAGGGAAAGGCUUCUUCAGAGAUUAAGAAGUGUUUCCCAGUCUGGAAACAGGCAGAGCAACCGAGCUUCAUCAGGCAUUUCUCGCAGUGACCUCACCGUCAGUGAUGACUUUAGGCUUGUUAAUGCUGAUGACUGGGAGACUGAAGUAUCAGGGGACUGGCUAGCUGGAAUCACUCCCCUCCCUCGCUUGAACUCUCAAAUAGACCAGCUACUUGUUGUGCAAGAAACAACGAAGAGAACGCUGGGACUCAGUCAAGAGGCCCUGGACUGUCUGCCUGUGGAAGUUUUCAGAACAGAAAAAGGUGAUGGAGGAACAAAAUUAAUGAUGUUGCGGGACUGUAGUAUAUGUCUGGAGAAUUUCCUGGAGGGAGAUGAGCUCAUAUGUUUACCAUGCGGGCAUAAAUUCCAUUCCUGUUGCUUGUAUCCCUGGGUUCGGACUUGUGGUGAUUGUCCAUAUUGUCGAACAGGUAUAUUGGUAAAUAGAGCAAUAAAAGGAUCUUAGUAUCUUUUAUUGAGAUUUCAGACAUGGGUUUUCUCUCUGUUGGCGGAGUUUUGGGACUUUGACCAGUUAGUGAGGUUGAUGUUUCGUGACUCGUGCCUCUAUCCUUAUGUUUUGUGGUAAGUUAUUACAUGAUCAAACGUUAUUGAAAGUUUACUAUCCUUUCACAUUUUUGUAUCUCAAUCAAAAGAAUAAAGUUUUUUAUGGAGUAUGUUUUUAUGACUUGGGUUUUUUUCCUCGUGGCAUUUUAACCAAAUAGAAGAUAUAUUCAGUACCUAACUUGUACUAUAUCUUGAA
This is a messenger RNA of Ilex paraguariensis (yerba mate), 1282 nucleotides long. The record is from the annotation of a GenBank genome assembly. NCBI's taxonomy places the organism in Eukaryota, Viridiplantae, Streptophyta, Magnoliopsida, Aquifoliales, Aquifoliaceae.